Cavenderia fasciculata is the source of this 1749-nucleotide messenger RNA. RefSeq lists its product as uncharacterized. Gene Ontology annotation, molecular function: calcium:proton antiporter activity. Gene Ontology annotation, biological process: intracellular calcium ion homeostasis; calcium ion transmembrane transport. Gene Ontology annotation, cellular component: membrane. The transcript has 3 exons. NCBI's taxonomy places the organism in Eukaryota, Evosea, Eumycetozoa, Acytosteliales, Cavenderiaceae. The coding region runs from base 1 to 1749 and encodes 582 amino acids. The record is from RefSeq and is a predicted model, not a curated record.
AUGAAAUUAUCAAAUUCAUUUUUGUUAACAAUACUACUUGUAAGUUGUUAUUGUUUAACAUUGUCAUCGGCAAAGAAUGUAAAGCAUACAACCUAUGAUGAUCAAUUACAAAGAAUGGUGUAUGACGAUGCUCAAUUCACAAUCAACACCACUGCUACCUGUACCACAUGUACUGGAAACCUCACCUAUUGGUGUGCAUCAUCAUCAAACUGUUUGACUGCACUCACCUCCAAUAUCACACUUGCAAGCUUCCCCCAAUGUGGUGAUGGUUGGUGUAGUGGAUCUAGUUGCCAAUGUGAUGCUGUUUGCUUAAACUCCUUUUGGCCAUGCAGUGGUACAGUCGGUGGAAUGAUAUUAUUAAUGGCUAUUUAUGGUGCUAUUUUAGCAUUUGGAGCAAAGAUUAUUUCAGAUGGAUCUGAAUUAUUAAUGGAAGUAAUUGAUGCAGGUAUUAUUGGUGGUUUGUUGUUACCAUUGUUAUCGGCAUUCCCAGAUGCUAUGAUUAUUAUUAUGAGUGGUGCCUUUUCAUCGGACCCACAAACACAGUUGGCCGUUGGUAUUGGUACAUUGGCCGGUUCGACCAUUAUGUUGUUGACUAUUCCAUGGUCGGCCAGUAUGGUGUUGGCACGUUGCGACCUAAAGGACAAUGGAAAUGGUGCUGCGAUUGACAACAAGUGUUCGUCAUUCUCACUCACCAAGACGGGUGUCACUGUCGAUGACGACACACCCACCAAUGCCAAGAUUAUGAUUCUUACAUCCAUCUCGUAUCUCAUUGUGCAAGGUGUCGCAUUUGCCUACCUCAAGGACCCAGAGCGUGGACAAGGUGUUGAAAAGUGGUUUGCAUUGGUUGGUUUUAUCAUUUGCUUUGCCUUGUUGAUUCUCUAUUCCGUCUAUCAAGUCGUCUCACCCAAACUACAAGAGAAAAAGAUUGCAGAGGCCAAGCGUCAAUACCUCACCAAACAAACCAUCCACCACUUUAUCCACAAUCUCAACAUCAUGUCUAGAAAACGUACAGAAUCUAAAUCACCAUCUAUCACAGGUAACAAUAACACUGGUGAAAGUGACGAACACUCUCCACUUAUUCAAGACGAGCAUCAAAAGUUGCCAGUCGAUGUCAAGGGUAUGGGUUUGAAAUGGAAGGCAAACGCCAAGAAAAAGGCACUUGCCAAGGAACAAGAAGCUGAAGCAUCAACUUCGAUCCAAGUCAAGGAAGAAGAACCAGUAGAAAAGGAAGAAGAAAAGCCAGCAUCUGAAGAAGUUCACAACAAGAAAAAGACUAUCAUCCACGGUUCCAUUCUCUUGGCAAUUGGUUCGGUUAUGGUUUCUGUCUUUUCCGAUCCAAUGGUCGACGUUAUCACCGACUUUGGUACCAAGCUAGACAUCAACCUCUUUUUCAUCUCAUUUAUCGUCACUCCAUUCUGCUCCAAUGCCUCUGAACUCAUCUCGUCACUCAUCUUUGCCUCGAAAAAAAGAAAACAAAACAGCUCUCUCACCUACUCUGCCCUCUAUGGUAGUGCCACCAUGAAUAAUACCCUCUGUCUUGGUAUCUUUUUUGCACUCGUCUACUUUAGAGAUCUAACUUGGGAGUUCUCUGCUGAAACUGUUACCAUUCUAUUUGUAACUGUUUGUGUUGGUUUAAUUGGUUCUUUAAAGAAAACAAUGAAACUUUACCUUGCUCCACUUGUUUUAUCAUUAUAUCCAUUCUCACUUGUAAUUGUAUAUCUUUUAGAAACAUUUGCUCAUUGGCAAUAA